AUAUUUCAUACAUAUUAAAAAAAUAAGAAUAUCAACAUACAAUUUGAUAACCUAUAUUAAUAUACCAAAUUUGUUUGUAUUAUUUGUUGUGUGAUAUUUUAUAUUUAUAAAAUAUCCUAUUUUAAUAUUUCCUAUUUUAUACUUAAUAUAAUCACAUAAAAUAAAUAUUCAAGAAUCAAAAUGAUAAAAAAUAGUGCAUUAAAAUUAAAUUGUGUGGGUGGUAAUUCAAUUAAUACUCUAAGGUAUUUAUCAACACAAACUUCAAGUGGAGGUCCUAUUGUAGAACCUGCUCUUCCUCAGCCACUACCUCAACCCCAACCUCAACCUCAACCUCAACCUCAACCUCAACCUCAACCAGAUUCUAUACCACCUCUUGAAAUUCCAGUACCUCAUAAAAGUGCAAUUGCAGGCAAAGAAGCACAACAAACAAAUAUAGAAAAUGAUGUCUUAUUUAAAGAAGUUGGAAAUAAAGGUAUUAUCAUAUUGAAUCGUCCAAAAGCACUUAAUGCUUUAAAUUUAUCAAUGGUUGAAAAAAUAUAUCCAGUACUUAAGAAAUGGGAAUCAUCUAAAAAAUUAGUAAUAAUUGAAGGUGCAGGAGAUAAAGCAUUUUGUGCAGGUGGUGAUAUAAAAUCUAUUGCUAAUGAAAUAAGAGAUAAUGAUAAUAAAGUCUUAGGUGAAACAUUUUUGAAAAAGGAAUAUACCUUAAAUCAUCUCAUUGGUACAUAUAAAAUACCAUACAUAGCAACAAUAAAUGGGAUAACUAUGGGAGGUGGUGCUGGAAUAUCUGUUCAUGGUAAAUAUCGAAUUGCUACAGAAAAAACAUUAUUUGCAAUGCCAGAAACAGCAAUUGGAUUAAUUCCUGAUGUUGGUGGAAGUUAUUUUUUACCUAGGCUAAAAGGUAAAUUAGGACUUUACCUUGGAUUGACUGGAGAUCGAUUACAAGGUAUUGAUGUACUACUUGCUGGUAUUGCAACACAUUUUAUUCCUUCUGAAAAACUGCCAAAUUUAAAAGAAGAUUUACUGAUGACUGAUAAAUCUGAUAUUAAAGAAAUCUUAAAUAAAUAUCAAUCUAAAACAUUGAAUCAAGAAUUUUGUUUAGCACCAUAUAUGAGUAAAAUAGAUAAAUGUUUUUCUGCAUCAUGUAUAGAAGAAAUUAUAGAGAGAUUAAAAGAAGAUAAUUCAGAAUGGGCCAAAAAGACAUUACAAAUGUUAUUAAAAGCAUCUCCCACUGCUUUAAAGUUUACAAUGUGUGCUAUUCAAAAAGGAAGUACAUUGAAUUUGGCAGAUUGUUUAAAGAUGGAGUUUAAAUUAAUGUGUAGUUUUUUUAAUAAAACUAGUGAUUUUUGCGAAGGUGUUAGAGCCGUUUUAAUUGAUAAAGAUAGAAAACCAAAGUGGAAUCCCAAAAACUUAAUAGAAGUUACGGACAAUUACGUGAAUCAACAAUUUAAUCUUUUAACAAAUGAAUUGCACAGCAUUAAAUUAGAUUAAAAUGUCAGGGAAAUAGCAUAAAAAGUACAAAUUGUAUGAAAUAGAAAACAACAUGCUUUAUUUGAAAAAUAAUGAACAAAAUAUUAAUAAGUAUUUACAAUUACUAUGUUAAUACAUUAAAAAAAAUAUUAUUUUUAAGUUUUUAUUUUUUGUUAUUCUAUUUUUAAAUCAAGUUUACACAAACAACUAUAUAAUAUAAUACGGACGAUUUAUGAUAUUUUACAAGACAUUUAUUAAUAUUUUAAAAACUUACUACCAAAAUGUAACAACUACAAAUAUAUUGAUAGUUUUAUAAUAAAAUGUAUUUGUUUUUAUCUUUUUACAAGUUGUACUUGUAUUUAAAGGACAAAAAUUAAAAAAAAAGAAAAUAAUAAUAUAUUAAGCAAAUAAUAUGUAUAAAAUUCAUUGAUAUUUUUAAUUUUAAUUAAAAAAAUAUCAAAUAAAAUGCAUUUAUUAUUUUUUUAAUAAAAGAUAUCAAAAUACAUUUACCAAAAUUUGUUUUAAUUUUCCCAAAUAUGCAUAAAAUAUUUUUAACGUAAUUAGAAUAUUUACGUUAUAAAAAGUAAUUUUAAAAACACUUAAAAUUCUUAAAUAGUUUAUUACUUUAUUUAUCAAAACGUUUAUUAUUUUUAUUAUAUCAAGUACUUCCAUAAUAUGAUUUGCAAAUGACAAAAAUUCACAGAACUCUUUCUUAUAUGGAAUUAAAACAAUUUAUAUAGAUUGUAGGCUCCAUGUAUUAAAAUGAAAGAAAUUAGUUCUAUCACGUUUGUCAAAUUGUAUUUUUCGGAUGUUUUUGUUUUACUUAUUUGCACUGUUCUGAAUCUGUUAUUGCAGUUUAUAUAUUGAUAUUCCUUUCCUACUGCACAAUUCACAU
Messenger RNA from Apis florea (little honeybee), 2362 nucleotides. RefSeq names its product 3-hydroxyisobutyryl-CoA hydrolase (gene Hibch). Gene Ontology annotation, cellular component: mitochondrion. Lineage: Eukaryota; Metazoa; Arthropoda; Insecta; Hymenoptera; Apidae. Gene Ontology annotation, biological process: L-valine catabolic process. The record is from RefSeq and is a predicted model, not a curated record. Gene Ontology annotation, molecular function: 3-hydroxyisobutyryl-CoA hydrolase activity.